CGGUUGGGGAAGCAUUACGUCAGAGGCAUAAUGGCGGAGGAGGCUGGUUGAGAAGGAGAAUUACUCCGUGAAGCGGCGCUGAAACCAACUUCAUCGCCCGUGGACGAGGAGAUCGGCGGUCCCCUCCCCCCACCUCCCCCCUCCCCGGAAAAAAAUGGCCUGCAAUUUCAACGAAGACAGAAAACUCGACAAGGACGGCGUGAAAGCGGCGGGCGGCGGCGGCUUGUCCGCGGACAGCGGCGGCGGAGAGAGCCAGAAACUAUUGUCAGCCUCCGCCGCGACCACAUCCAGGCAAAAUGGCGAUCAGGCUGGAUGUGAAGACGAGCAAAUGUCUGAACAAGACGCUGCUGAGCGGCGGAGGAGCUCGCUGUCAGACGCCAGGCACGGCGGCGGCUCUCCCUCCACCCUGCAGAAGCCCGCCGAGGAACUGCCACGGAAGAAUUUCCAGAUUCCUCGGAAGAUUAAAGAACGGAAAGGACUCCUCCAGAUGUUGCCUCCAGAUUCACGGGAGUUUGAGGAGCUUGUAAAGGUCCUCUCAUCCUUCUAUCUGGAUGCACCUUCUCGAGGAGCUUUCACCUACACCAAAGCAUGUCUCAUUCAUAAUGAGCUCCUGGAAAAAGAGUUUGUUGAGAAGAAAAGGGAACUCAAACAGGCUGGACGGACCGAAGCUGAGCUCACAGAAUCCUAUGCCUUUCUGCUGCCUGAUACAAACAAGACUCACUGGAUCUGUGAAAAGGGCCUGUCAGUGGGACAUGCACGGCUUAGCAAUUUGGGAAAUCCUGCUAAAGGGGUUUACCUUUCAAAAUACUCAGAUUUGUUGCAGAUAAAUCCAUUUGAUGCAGGUGCAUCUGGGGAUAUUAUUAUAUUUAAAGUCAUGAAGGGUAGAUUGAAGAGCAUAUUUGAAAACAUGCCCAAGAGUAAUUUGGAACCAGCACCUAAGUUUGACUGCCAUGUACACAAAAAUGCCAGCAAAGUGACCUCACUGUUAUCAUAUAGGGCCUUUGAGCUCACUCAGCAAUACUUUUAUGAGUUUGCGUUUGACGAGCUGAAGUCCCGGCCCAGGCAUGUGUGUCCGUAUGCUGUGGUGUCUUUCCAGUACAAAGGCAAAGAAUCAGCCACUGCUGCUCACAGAUUAAGCAGUUCUAUGUAUGAAGGAAAUCGAGUACGGCGAAGGUACACAGUGUGGAGUGGCCCGCUGGUUAACAAGGGGGAAGAGCUGUAUCAAGUGUGCAUCCGUUCCCCCAGUCUCCCUUUCCUUCCCCUCAAACUUCCUGAUAAAAUAGACAUAAGCAUGGUAAUGCACCUCGACCAAGUGAAGAGGAAAAUUCCUUCCACGCUGCUUUCAUGGGACACCUACAGUGGAACACGAGAGGCACUGAAGUGUGGGAUGUAUGCUAGUCUAUUUGAAGUCAUGGGGAAGACCAAACAAGGCAACUGCCUGUCUGGACUUCUUCAAAGAAUGGAGAGGGAAAAAAUGGUCCUUGUGAAGCCCCUGGUGGACAGAGGCUUUCUGUUUCUCUUAUCGUCGUCUCACAUGCACAGUUCUAAUGAGAGGCGAGGGAGGAGUGAUCGAGGAUUACAGGCACUUUUUAUUUUCCAAGAACCAAGAAUCAUGACACGGUUCUUCUCGAAGCACGCUGGCCAUCAUGAGGCAGUUCCUUUAGAGCCCAAAGACCCAAUCACUGAGCAUCUACACACCUUUGUCCCUGCACUGCACCAUGCCUUCUUCAAGCUGCGCUCCAAUCCCCCCAGAGACCUGGGAGCAGGCGUUAAAAACCAGGCUCUGGAUUAUCUGGGCGUCCAGGAGCAAGGAAUGGGACGCCCCUUUUUGGUGCCCGAGUACCGGACAAGCAUGGAUGAGCGCCCCAACCUGCACCCUGCACCUCGACCCAAGGGUAUGGACUCUGCUCUGAGUUCUUACAUGUACGGACCCAGUAACUUUCAGCUGCCGGUGACGCGUCUGCAGCAAGGCCUGCUGGACAGCGGGCAGCGCGGGUCUGUGUCUCCACCUGGUGGAGGAGCUGAGGAGUACAGCCCUGUGUCGGACUGGGGAGGUUCGGACCGUGCCUCGAGCAGCGGCCGGGCGGGUCCGGCGCCGGCACAGUCUAACGGCAGUGCCCAAAGGGCGCAGAAGAGCCAGACUGAUUACGAAAAGGAAAAGAUGGAGAAGCUGCUAAAACUGAUCCAGCUGCACAAGCGUGCACGGGGUAAAGACGACGUCGGUGAGCCCGAGCGAAGUGAUGAGUGGGACGCUGCUGGCCUUAAGAGGAGACUGGAGGGGGAUAUGCCUAGCAGUGUCAGCAAGUACCUGAACACGGGCCUUCUGAGCAACGGAGAGCAAGGGAGAGUUCCUCAGGGCGACAAGCCUCUCUCACUGUCGACGGUGAUGGACGACAUGGGGCUGUGCGACACGGACCUCCGGGAACAAGUCACCAACAGCGCCUCCCUCCAGGACACGCAGGCCCUCCUCAAGCUUUUCCUCAGCGCCUUAAACAAGGUUGCCCAGGGCUCCACUGCUGCUGCCGCUGCUGUUGCUGCUGCGGCUGAUGCCAUAACCGCCACACCUGCUGCUUCCACACAGCACCAAGACAGCUCGGGCCCCCCAGAGCCCACCACACACUGUGACCGUGACCUUCGCCCCAAACCUGCUGAGCAGGACCAGACCACACAGGACUACCUAGAGGCAUGCAGUAUUAGCAGUAUGGACCUGUGCAGUCCAUCAUCCAGUAUUGAGCAGCAGCCGUCCCGCACAUCUGAACCUCCCAGCAGCCAUAACCGCUUACAGUGGAGAGCAGGCUCCACAGUUUCUGACUCUGGGGUUGAUGUAUUGGUGGCGAACAAAUCUGGGCAAGCAGGCGGUAAAAUGCUAGACACUAUCCUCGACCAGGAGUUCCAGAACCUCUGCACGGGAAUUCAAAAAGUGAUGGACAGCCAUCAAAUACUGUAUGUUCCCCAGCCCCAGCCACCUUGGCACAAGGGUAAAGUCAAUGGGUUGGACUCCACCUUCUCUUCGUACGUGUCAAACUACGUCUCGCCACCAACUGUGCAAACUUACAUCAACUCUCUGUGUGAAAAAAUGAACCGCAUGAUUCGCUCACCUGGUGCUCCUUCAAACUCACUGGCCAAUCCUGCUGCUCCUACUGUUACUGCCCCUCUUCCUGCUCCAGUCCCUUCUUCUCAAGCAGCAGCGGCUCCUCCUUCUACAAUUCCUGCACCUCCUCCUGCUCUUCCCUCCAAACCACCAGCCCCUAAGCUUAAAUCAAAUGAAUCUUUACACAAACCCACACCACCUGAACACAAGCCUCAUACCCCCUCUUCAACUCCUUCUCCUACCCCUGCCCCCAAGAAACACCCGUCCCCUACCAGCAAGCCCCCCCGGCUCGGCACUGUCAAAGAGGUGCAUAUGGCCAUACCAGGGAAAAAGACUGACCCUAAGGUCCCCAACAUUGCAGAGAGUCCAGUGUGUCUGCCUUCAGCAGGCAUCCCAGCUCUCCCACUCAUACCCGAGCUGCCGCCUGACCCAGCCCAGGUGGGGGGAAGUAACGUGAUUGGUCAGAUCAAGCCGGAGGUGUUAUGCACUCUGAUGGAAAUCAUGCAGAUGAACGCAGUAAGGUUUUAUAUCAAGCGAGGGGAUCAGGAUGAGAACGAGCUCUGCACUGAGAUUAAGGUGUAUUUGCAAAGCCUCGGCAAUAUUGAAUGCGACCCUCAGACGUAUCUGGAAAACAACUGCCAGCAAAAGUUUAUGGUCAUUAUUCAGAAUGAGGACAUAGCAACUCAUGUUCACAAGAUUCCAGCCCUAGUGUCAUUAAAGAAGCUAUCUACGGUGUACUUUGCUGGAGUGGACAGUCUAGAUGAUGUAAAAAACCGCACUUAUAAUGAGCUUUUUGUUUCUGGAGGCCUCAUCGUUUCAGAUGAGCUCAUCCUCAGCCCUGACUACAUCACUCUAGAAAAGAUGCAGAUGUUCCUUCAGUUUCUGGAGAGUCAGAACUUGUCGUGGAAAUGGAAGGUACACUGCAAGACGCAGAAGAAGCUGAAAGAGCUCAGCAGGUUAAACUCUGAAGCUCUGGAUUUGUUGAACCUGCUGACAAUCUAUCAGAAGAAGCACCUAGUUGAGUUUUUGCCUUACCAUGAGUGUGAUGCUCCCUCCAGGCAAGCUCCAGAUCUUGACUGCCUGGUGAAGUUACAGGCUCAGCACUCACAACUCCGACACAUCAUUUUCCUCACAGAUAAACCAUUUGAUGUUCCCAAGUUCUCAAGUAAUGGCAUCAUGAUUGCUAGUAUAACCGACAUCAUGACUAACUUUGAGAGUCUGAUAAGCAGUACUAAAUCUGAGGUGCCUGCUCUCCUGGCUCCAGCGGAAACUGAUGCAUGCGUGGGUGAGGAGGACAUGUCCUUGGACUCGGAUGAGGACGCAACUUCGGCAGCUGUUGUCUCUAAGAACACAGAGGAAGAGAGAACCUCGCUCCCUCCUCUGCCUCAGAGUGAAGAGUUUCGGCCCCCUCUCCCUGAACUCCCUGUUCAGGACCCUCUGUCGUCUUUCCCCGUUGACUACAACGUUCUGAAGUUGGCCAUCUCAGAAUACAAGGCGUCCAGGCAAAGCAGCACAUCCUCAGCUGAUUUAGAGGACAGCUUGACCAGUUUCGGGGUUAAUCCUCACCAGAGUUACCUGUACCCCAGCUCGGCACAGUGGAGUCCGUACUCUGGCUCUCCCGGCUACCAUGUGGGCUCAGCCUAUUCUUCUCCCGCCUGCUCGACCUCUCAAGGGCAGGAGCUCAGCCAGGCCAGCACCAUGAGCAUAACUCAGGGCAGUGCUGCUGCUGCUGCUGUUCCACUUUCUCAAACUUCUUCUCUGCUCCAGGCUAUCCCUAGCACUCUCCCUCCUCUUAACCCUUCCACAUUACACCCUGCUAACUCAGCUCUACUGCCCCCUGCCAGCAACUCUCCCCUGCCUGUGCCCCAGGCCUCUACCGGCAGCAUAGCAGAGGCCCUACCUGUUCCACAGGCAACAUCCUGUCCUCAGGCCCAGGCUGAUGAUGCUAUGGUAGCCUUAACCAGUAGCAUCAGUCAGGUUGUACAGAAUAAAGCCAUCGAAUCCACAGCCCUCACGUCCUCUUCAAGCUCGUCCUCCUCAUCUCUACCCACUUACCCAGAACCUUCAAUGUUCCCUGCACUCACACCCAUCCCCCCAGUACCCCCAAUGCCCAUUCUUAACUGGGCAGCUGCACCAGGUCCACAUCAGAGCUAUCCACCAGGAGUAAACAGGGGGGCUUUCGGUCCUCUCCCCUCAUUGCAGAACGAAGCUGCGAGGACACCAUCUUCUUCAGCUGCCGUAAAUCCGUUGUGGGCAGGAGCUGGUGACUGUGCGACCCCUAACAGUAAAGUUGAGGGAAGCACACCUGGGUCAGCAUCUUCUACAGUCCCACUGCAGGAAGCGGGGCUGGAGAAGGGCAGCACUCCCGAAAGCCUCAUGCCCGGCAGCCAAGGCAGCAGGACUCCACUGAACUCUUGCUCAGAGAGCCAUGGUGUUGGUCCUCCUCAGCCUCACGCUGGAGGUCUUGCAUCUGGAAGGGGGGGUGGGGGUGGUGCUGCUGCUGCUGCCAUCCCAAGAGGACUUCUUCCCCUCCCAGGAGCCGUGUGCCGAGGGGGACCACAAGGGAUGGGCUCCCAUGGUAGUGGCGGCGGCGGCACAUAUGGCCCUCGAGGGCCCAUGCCGGGGCUCAUGGACAUGAUGCGCGGAGGCUACCGAGGGAGAGGUCCCCCUCCCAUGCCCAUGAGGUCCAGACCAAGUCGGGGGCCUAUGAGGGGCAGCUGUAACUGGGGCUACCCUUCUGGCAGGGGAGGGGGCGGAGUUCCAGAUUACUACUCGGACCAUCCAUACCCCUAAAAUGCCACGGGGAGCAGUAAAUUCUCACGGACUACUUUGCGUAGAGAAUGUAUAUAUUUAACAUGAAGAGCACAUUGAACCAUGAUGUGGGUUUAAAAAAAAAUUAAAUUCUGGUUUUGUAUCAGUUAGAUCAACAAUUCACACAGCGGCCGAUGUUUUGCUGUUGCUCCAAAAUGCUCUUCCUUAACAAGAUGUUUGAAACCUUGUCCAGACCACUAUAUUUAUAUUGCCAAGAAAUGUUAAUGCCUUUCAAUGUUACGGCUUUUGUUUUGUCCCCCUCCUUCCUCCCAGUUUUCAAAAACGGUUUGUGAUCAAGGGUCAAAGUACAGACAAUAUUUUUUUAAAAAGAAAGUGAGUCACUCUUCAUUUUAGCUGGUUUUUGUUUUGAGUUUUUUUUUUUUUACAUUCUUGGUUGUACAAAACGUUCUAUUAAACAAGGUUGUAUCAAACAUAGAA
This is a messenger RNA of Astyanax mexicanus (Mexican tetra), 6340 nucleotides long. It is a transcript of the gene tasorb, whose product is annotated as transcription activation suppressor b. Gene Ontology annotation, biological process: negative regulation of gene expression, epigenetic; protein localization to heterochromatin. The transcript has 23 exons. The record is from RefSeq and is a predicted model, not a curated record. NCBI's taxonomy places the organism in Eukaryota, Metazoa, Chordata, Actinopteri, Characiformes, Acestrorhamphidae. Gene Ontology annotation, molecular function: chromatin binding. Gene Ontology annotation, cellular component: nucleoplasm; heterochromatin. The coding region runs from base 155 to 5884 and encodes 1909 amino acids.